UUCUCGAUGUGUACUUUGCUUAAUUUUUACCUCGCUUCAUCGAGCUGCGUGCAAAGACACUGAUGCACUGGCUGCUGUUUCAGUCGAAACUUCACUCCGCACGGUCGUCGCACGAGCUUUUGAUGCAAGGCUAUAGGAACAAGACAGGAUGAAGGCCACCGUAGCGUUCGGAGGCAAAGCGUACCACAAGCUGGGGGUUCUCGUGGCGAUCCUGGCUUCGAUACUCUGGCUGCGUCCACCAUCAGCGGGCAACGUGGAUCCGGACGCCGAAAGGAGUGUCGCUGAGGUAAUCGCUGACAAGGGCUACCCGGUGCAAGAGUUUGUGGUCACCACUCGCGACGGAUACGUGCUGCCCCUGCAGAGGAUCCCUAACGGUCGAAAAGACCUCUGGUCUACGCAUCCUCGCCACUUCCGCCCGGGGCCACCAGUAAUACUGAUGCACGCCCUCCUCUUCUCGUCCAACGUGUGGGUAGUCAAUGGGCCCGACCAGAGCUUACCCUAUGUUUUGGCCGACGCCGGGUUUGACGUGUGGUUGGGUAACGUGAGGGGCAACAGCCAGUCCCGACACGUCAACUACACCUUUUACCAGAAGGAGUUGUGGGACUUCAGUUUCGAGGAGAUGGGCGAAUUCGACCUGCCGGACACGAUCGACUUCGUGUUAAACGUCACAGGCCACAACAAGACUUUCGUCAUCGGUCAUUCCAUGGGGGCUGCCAUGACGUUUGCGUUACUCUCAGAGAAGCCGGAGUACAACGACAAGAUACUGCUCUUUUCUGCCAUGGCACCGGCGGUACGUAUCGACAACAUGACGUCACAAAUACGUCACAUCCUGUCCUUGAUGGACGACUUGGCGCCUGUGGCUGCGCUGUUUGGCAGGUACGACUUUCUCUACCACGACCGGAUGAUCGACUUCACCGUGAAGACUCUAUGCCGCUAUCCGGUGUGCCGGGCCUUCUGUCCCUGGUUUAUUAGCUUCGCCUCCGGACAGCCGACUCAACCAAUAAAUUCGACUCGCCUGCCCGUAUUUUUAAAGGACAUCCCUUCAGGGACGUCAUACAAGAAUAUGAUCCACAUGGCGCAGCUCUACGAGACGGGGCGGUUUGCGAAGUUCGACUAUGGAGUGAAGCGCAAUUUAGAAGUGUAUGGAAAGGCGACACCGCCGGAGUACGACUUGCGACGGGUGUCGGCGCCCGUGGCCCUGUUCUGGACCCAAGGGGACGCCCUAGUACCGGCCGCGAACCUGGGUUUCCUGCGCGACACGCUGCCCAACCUGGUGCUCGACUUCCGGGUGGAAGAUGACCGCUUCAGUCACCAGGAGUUCGCCAUCGGUGUCACCGCCAAGGAAGCGGUCUACGAAUGGCCUGGUGGACUGUCAUGCGGCGAUUCACCGGACAGGCCUCCUAGAGCUGGCACGUCGAGGAUCCUGAGAAGCGAAUUCUCUGGCGGAAUUCGCUGGCCUGUUUGCUCAAAACGACGAGAACAUGAUGUGAUAUGCAAAAGUGGUAUAUAAUAUUGUGAUGUCUAGCAUCAAACGCCAAGACCGCAAAACGGUAUGGAUACAUGGGAUGAAUCUCGCAUAUGCAGAUACACCUGAACACAAGAACGGGCAUUGAAAACGUUGGGCCACUGACGAUGUUAAAUUUAUAUAUGUCCUGCGUAUUCAAAGCGUCGAGUGAGAUUUGAAAAAGUAAAAAAAAUAAUACGUGAUGAAUAACCUAGGUCAACGAACCAAAACGUUUCAUGCAUGCUAUAUUCCCACAAGUGCGGGCUGAGUUGGCCGAUCACGUGAGCAUCAAACAAUCACGAAUGCUUCUGUGAUACACAACAUCAGAGCCAGAAUUGCGCUGAACUGCUCGUUCGUUUCUUUCUCAGAAGACACUCGCAUGUAGGUCUCGUUAUCGGACAGGGACAGAAAUGAGUUUGACUGACGUACAGUUCGUGCUGGGCUGUACGCAUUCUCUUUAUUUGUACGAUUACACAUUGUAUAUUGUUCGCGCACAAUAAAUAAUCAGUCGGCA
Messenger RNA from Rhipicephalus microplus (southern cattle tick), 2018 nucleotides. RefSeq lists its product as uncharacterized. Gene Ontology annotation, biological process: lipid metabolic process. NCBI's taxonomy places the organism in Eukaryota, Metazoa, Arthropoda, Arachnida, Ixodida, Ixodidae. The record is from RefSeq and is a predicted model, not a curated record.